CCUGAUGCUCAUCCAUCUGAAGAUCUACUUUUUGCAGAGAGCUAUCUGGGUGCCUACUACAGUCAAAGACCAAUUUGGAAAAGGAGCUCAGACUCUCUUCCCUAUCAGCUCAGCCAGAUGCAAUCAUUUUUUGGCCUGGAUGCCAAUGGGCAGCUGGACACAGAGACCCUUGAACUGAUGAAACAACCACGGUGUGGCGUCCCUGAUGUGGCAGGUUACAACUUUUUCCCCAGGAAAAUUAAAUGGCCGACACGGAAAUUGACAUACAGAAUUGUGAACUAUACUCUGGAUCUGAGCCAUGAAGAAACGGACCAAGCCAUUCAAGAAGCGUUCCAAGUAUGGAGUGAUGUCACCCCACUUUGUUUCACCAGAAUCUCCAGUGGCUCAGCUGACAUUGUGAUCUCUUUUGGAAAGAAAGACCACGGGGACUUCUUUCCUUUUGAUGGGCCAUUGGGCCAGCUGGCUCACGCUUUCCCUCCUGGUGACAAUAUUGGUGGAGAUGUCCACUUUGAUGAUGACGAAACCUGGACCAGUGAUUCCAGAGCUUUUAAUUUGUUUGCAGUUGCAGCCCAUGAAUUCGGCCACGCUUUGGGACUAGAACACUCGAGCAAUCCCAGAGCCCUGAUGUACCCCCUUUACACCUACAGAGGCUUGAAGGACUUUGUCCUUCCUGAAGAUGAUGUUGAAGGCAUCCAAGCUCUUUAUGGUCCACGAACAAGAACAGUCAGUUCUGAAACUCCAAAUAGAUGUGACCCCAAUUUUUCUGCAGAUGCUAUUGCAGAAAUACAUGGGCACAAAAUCAUAUUCAAGGACAGGUUCGUGUGGCAUCACAAUCCUAAGUCUCAAAAAGGUUGGGUUGUCAUUGAUUCCCUUUGGCCAGGACUUCCAAACCAAAUCGAUGCUGCUUACAGCCUUCCAGACAAGGAACUAGUCUUCCUAUUUCGAGGGAAUAAAUUUUGGGCUGUGAAAGGCUACAAUACUCUUCGUGGCUAUCCCCAGAAACUUUAUGAUCUCGGAUUCCCAAAUAAUGUUCAAAAGAUAGAUGCUGCUUUUCAUGAUGUAAAGAGUGGAAAGACAAAGUUUUUCACCGGAGAUGAGAUGUGGAGUUACGAUGAGAGAUUGCAGUCUAUGGACCAUGGCUAUCCUAAACUAGCAAAGGAGGAAUUUCCUGGAAUUGUGGACAAGAUUGAUGCAGCAUAUCAACAGAAUGGUUCCAUUUUUGUCUUCCGUGGAUCAGUGCAAUUUGAAUACAGCAUCUGCCAUAAAGAAAUCAUCUGUACUUUGCAAGCAAACUAUGUGUUAGGCUGUUAA
Molecule: messenger RNA, 1311 nt
Organism: Eublepharis macularius
Lineage: Eukaryota; Metazoa; Chordata; Lepidosauria; Squamata; Eublepharidae
Product: collagenase 3-like
Exons: 10
Coding region: 118-1311 (397 amino acids)
Biological process (GO): collagen catabolic process; extracellular matrix organization; proteolysis
Cellular component (GO): extracellular matrix
Molecular function (GO): zinc ion binding; metalloendopeptidase activity
Source: RefSeq, a predicted model, not a curated record